AUGCUGGUCGUCUGCAUGUGGAUAGCCCUGGGUAAGGGUGCUGCUUUGAUCCUAUCUUCUAUUUUCCCCUGGUUGCCCCGAGCUGCGACACGAGGUGCGCAGCUCAUCGCCACGACGUCUUCACCAAAGAGACGAAAAGUUUCCCCAGAGCCUCGCACCAGUCCAGGCCUUCGGGCUCGACGUCACGGCCGCUCCGAACCUCCACACUCUCGCCACACAUCCUCAUCUUCUUCCCGCGGCCAGAGUUCGUCGUUGUCCCCGCCUCGCUACGUGCCUGCGCAUCUGCAGUUUCAGUCCGGAAGCCCGCCUGGCCGCUCGCUCACCCCCGCGACCGCGACCGCCGGACUCACCCUCUCCAGCGACCAUUCCGACAUGCCCUCCGAUACUCGAGAGGGUACACCUCCGACCCAUGGACGAUCCCCUUCUCCCGGCGAGAAGCGCCCGGCAUCUGAGAUUACCGACUCCGACCCUGAAGGAGGCGUGAGUACUGUCGGCAAUAACGCGCGCACAUACAUCAUUCCCCGCACAUGCGAUGACACAAACAAUGAAUCGACAGAUCCCAUCACUUCAAGCAAUGACAAGACCGGGUCGGCAUCCUCGGCUGGCGAGCAGUCCAGACCAGCAUCGCCCAAAUCAGGCGAUCUUCCUACGAUCGAUGAGCAGGUGGCUGAGGUGAAUGCGCUGAUGGAGGCACCGUUGAAAGAUGGACAAAAGGGAUUUGUGGUUUCAAUGGCUUGGCUGAAGAAGGUGCUUGCACGUACUACGGCUCAUGCAGAUCACACAGAUAAAGGAUCAUUGGAUGGAGAUAUUGGUCCUGUCAACAAUUUGAACAUAAUGCUCGACACCGACCCAGCCACGCCCAGCUUCAAAGACGAAACUGGUGAAAUGUUUGUGCCUAUGCGCCCUGGUUUGCACGACGCUCUGGAUUUCGCAAUAAUUCCGCAACAUGGCUGGGACCUGAUCCAGAAGUGGUACGGCCUCGCCGACCAGUCACCUGUGAUCAUCCGCUACGCCCACAACACCAGCCAACCCGGUGAUACUGCAAAGAUUGAAUAUGAGACUUAUCCUCCAAUUUUCACCAUUUUCAAAUUGGCCAACCCCGCCGCGGGUACCACCCCGACCAUCUUGAGACAAACCAUUAAGCCGUCUGUCAAGAUCCUGGCCAGUCGCCAGACCAAUUACCAAAAAUGGUUGAAGGAUGCCAAAGAACAGACUGGUAUCGAUAUGUCGACCAAGGUUCGAGUUUGGAAGAUUCUUCAGCUACCUCGUAGCACUACUGCAUCAGCUUCAGCAACCCCAGCGGCCUCCCGCAGCCAAUCACCAGCUCCCCCAUUGGCUCUGGUCUCGAACCCCAACGACAAGCUCCUUUUCGAUUUGAAUGCUUUCCUCGAACUUCCAGAGGGAAGCCACCGGGUGUUGCUUGAAAAUGUCAAGGAUCAAACUCAAAAUGCAAACUACAACGGUCGUAUGACCUUGGAUAUGGCUGGUCUCAGUGUGACGAAUUGCGUUGUUCUUGAGGAACAGGUUGGCGGAUACAAAGGUGGAGAUUGGGUGUCUGAAGCGUCUGUCAAAACUCUCAAGAGUCUGGGUAUCCCUGUGGAUCAACCAAAGAACGAUGCUGUCGCCAAAGCAUCUGCCGCUAAAGCUGCGCUGAAGAGCACACAACCCAGUGGCAGAUCUACUCCUACCUCAGGACCCGAUCCAAUCAGUGGGCUCAUCUCUCGAGGCCGGAAGGGUAAACAGCUUAUCGUGGGAUUGCAAAACCUUGGCAACACUUGUUACAUGAACUCCGCGUUGCAAUGUGUGCGAAGCAUUGAGGAGUUGUCUUAUUACUUCCUCAGUGGAAUGUACAAACCAGAGCUGAAUCCUACCAACGUCCUUGGAUGUGGCGGUACCAUUGCCAAGCAAUGGGCCAACUUGCUUCAGGAGCUCUACAAAUCGGACCCUCAGCCAAGAUCUGUCAACCCUUACAGGUUUCGUUCUGCCGCUGGUCGGCAACGUGAAGACUUUGCUGGCUAUGAACAACAUGAUAGUCAGGAAUUUGUGAUGUUUCUCCUUGAUGCACUGUCGGAAGAUCUAAGCCGCAUCGUUGGCAGCAAGCCCUCUACUGUCAUCCCUGAUUCGACCGAUGAGAUGAUUCACGACCGCAAGGCUCUUGAGGAUUUCGGAAAGAAGUGUUGGGACCUCUAUGAGGCUCGCAACGCCUCCGUUAUCACCGAUCUAUUUGCCGGAAUGUACAAGUCCACACUGAUUUGCCACAAUUGUGAAAAAACCAGCAUCAUCAUGGAUCCUUUCACAAUGGUCACUGUGCCCAUCCCAACGGGUCCGACGCUCAUCAACCGAACCAUUAUAUUCUACCCUCUUGAUGGCCCACCCGUGUCUCUGAAAGUCCGGCUCGAUGAACACGAUACCUUGAGGACCUGGAAAGACUUUAUCGCCGAAAAGAUGGGGAUUGAUGGGGAACGAAUCUUUGCGGCAGAAACAUUGCACAAUUCCUUCUGGCAAACAUUUUGUGACGAUGACGAUACUUUCGGCAGUCUACGCAUUACUCAAGAAGACACCAUUGUGUUCUUUGAUCUUGGACCUCUCCCAGCAUCUACUAAUUCUUCCGACUCUACCUCCAAUGACGAUGCAGUCCUUGUACCCGUCUUCCAUCGCAAACUUGUUCCACGCAAGAACAAAGAGGCCACUCAUGACCUUUUCGGAAUGCCAUCCUUCAUACGUCUUUCUGGCGAAGAGACUCAAGAUCUUGAGGCCAUUUACCACAAACUCCUCACUCAGGCCAAUAAUAUGACUACACACGACAUUCUGGCUGCCGAAGAAAACAGCCACGACGAUAAUGCAACUGAUGACUCUGACACCGUAGUCACAAAUGAGGAUGAUGCACGAUCGGCAGAUUCCCGAAUCAAAACAUCUUCGGUUGACGGUGAAGACAGCAUGGUUGACAUUUCUAUGCAAACUGAGGCGUCAAAGUCUGCAGAGGGCACUGAUGAGUCGGACUCUGACUCUGACUCUGAAUCUGUCAAGUCCCCUCAGCAUCCUCUUGCUGGCAAAAUUCCUGCCAAUUUGUUGUCACUCUUUGAUGUAACGGUCAUGAGCACAAACGCUACUCUGCCUGACGGACGCAAUGUUUCCGCCAUGAAAAAAUACCCCUCCAUUUCCUCUCGCAUCCCAUCUCCUCCUACUUCUAUCAAGGGAUCCGAUGCUUCAUCCAAAAUCUCCGCAGAUGACAAUCUCGAUGAAGACGUCGAUACAGAUGAAUCAGAUUCGACACCAAACUCAGCACUCUCGCUUGUUCGACAAGGUGAUGCCAUUCUUCUUGACUGGUCUUCCGAUGCCGUUGACUCUCUUUUCGGCGGCAAGCCUCGUGACCCUGAGGAGCUCCGUGGUCGCCCUACCCACAUGAAUAUCAAGAAUGUCUUUGAUCACGCCAUGGUGGUAAGCCAGAAAAAGCCGAAGCCAUCAAAUGUCACUCUCGACCAAUGCCUGGAUGAGUUCAGCAAGGAGGAGAUUCUUUCUCGGGCAGACAGCUGGUUCUGCCCUCAGUGCAAGACCCACGUUUCGGCCACCAAGAAGUUUGAGCUUUGGAGAACCCCGGAUAUUAUGGUCGUUCAGCUCAAGCGGUUUAGCCAAUUCCGCGGCAGGAACGGGCACAAGAUCAGCACUCUCAUCGACUUCCCCUUCGAGGGACUAGAUUUGAGCAGCCGAGUGGAAGGCCCCAUGGAUGGAAAGAGUGCGGUGUACGAUUUGAUUGCUGUCGACAACCACAUGGGUGGAAUGGGUGGUGGUCACUACACUGCCUACAUCAAGGACUUUGUCUCUGGUGCCUGGGUCUAUUGCAAUGAUACCUCUGCAAAGAAUGUCACAAACAUGCAGUCGAUCAUUACGGCGGGUGCCUACCUCCUGUUCUACCGCCGUCGCUCCGACCAUGCACUGGGCAACCAGGAGCUGCGGGAGCUGGUUGAAGGCUACCGGAACCGCGAGGCGAGUGUUCCUGGCAGUCCCUCCCGCUCCCGCAGUCCCGGUGGUUCCCAAUCGCUUUCGGAGGACGGCGGUCGUAUCCUUGGCCUCGGACCCCGCAAGGGGUCAUCUGCCUUGGCCGGAGCAGGAGUGGCACCCCGAGUGAGCCGGGGGCAAGACUCCCUCGGCAAUGACCUGUACUCUUCUGCCGAGGAGAGUACUUCGGACUCGGAAGAUGGUGGCAGCGAAGGUAAGAAAAUCGACUUCGAGCACGAGAACGGGGGAUCGCAGGUCGACUCCCUCAGCAAGCUCACGGAACCCUCUUGGUCGUUCGACGCCGCUCACGACAUCUCACAGAUAACGGGUGGUAAUACUGCGACCGAAGAUGGCAUUUUCGAGGGUCGAUGUUCAUGGGGUGAUGGCAUGGACAUCGACCCUCAGUUUCAGCUUGGUCUCACUUCUGGGGGGGAGGGGGAGGAUUCCUCCGAUGAUCUCCCAGUCGUGGAGCUACGUGUGGGGUCUGAGGACAUGAUGUCCGAGGACCCAUGA
Messenger RNA from Penicillium expansum, 4509 nucleotides. RefSeq names its product putative ubiquitin-specific protease UBP12. The transcript has 5 exons. The record is from RefSeq and is a predicted model, not a curated record. Lineage: Eukaryota; Fungi; Ascomycota; Eurotiomycetes; Eurotiales; Aspergillaceae. Bases 1 to 4509 code for a protein of 1502 amino acids. Gene Ontology annotation, biological process: protein deubiquitination. Gene Ontology annotation, molecular function: cysteine-type deubiquitinase activity.